AGACUUCUUUGUGACCCAGACACCUGCCUUCCUCCACCUCAGCCUAGGGAGUGAUCUCAUAAUUACAGGCAGACUGGGGACCAGCCCAACCAGGUAAAUGAUCUUGAACCCACUGCUUCCUACCAUUACCAUUCUUUCAGGUCUAGCUUGAGUUAGAGGGCCUGCAAACAAACUCAACCUGGGAGAAAAUCGUAUUGUUGUCCUCCUGUGUCAUCCCCACAAUCAGUGGUUGACCUGCAGUCAGGCUGCCUGCUCCCAAGCCUACUUUGCCCUACCCUGGACCACACAGCCUGAAGAGACAAAGCAAGUGAGUGAUCAAGAUUUCCCCAUCAACUAGCCAUCUGAGAUCUUUGGUGAAGUAGAUCACUGACCAGCACAUCCUGCCACCAUGAGAGGCGAGAUCAGUGCUGCCGCUACAUUCAUCUCGAAGUUCCUCAGCACCAAGGGCCUCAGGAGCGAACAACAGCUGCAGACCUUCAGCCAGAGCCUGCAGGAGCUACUGGAAGAGCAUUACAAACAUCACUGGUUUCCAGAGAAGCCCUGCAAGGGAUCGGGCUAUAGGUGCCUUCGCAUCAAUCAUAAGAUGGAUCCUCUGAUUGGACAGGCAGCCCAGCAGAUUGGAUUGAGCAGUCAGGAGCUGUUCAGGCUUCUCCCAUGUGAGCUUACACUCUGGGUGGAUCCCUAUGAAGUGUCCUACAGAAUUGGGGAGGAUGGCUCCAUCUGUGUGCUGUAUGAAGCCUUUCCAGCGGGAGGUACUUCUCAAAGUGGCACCAAAGAGCAAAUGGGAGAUAGCAGAGUCAGCUGCAAGGAGAAGACUCUAUUGGGCAGAGCAAGCCCUUCUCAAAACUACAAUAUGAUGACUGUGUUGGGUUAAGACACAGUCUAUGGAUGGGUCACCUUAUAUGGAGAAAUUUGAUUUUUGCUUGGGGUGGGAUCCUCUUGGGGAUGGAUUAUGGAAUUUAAACCAUGUCACAGCUGUGAAGACCUGGCAUAAGA
Molecule: messenger RNA, 996 nt
Organism: Peromyscus leucopus (white-footed mouse)
Lineage: Eukaryota; Metazoa; Chordata; Mammalia; Rodentia; Cricetidae
Gene: Btg1
Product: BTG anti-proliferation factor 1
Exons: 3
Coding region: 389-874 (161 amino acids)
Biological process (GO): negative regulation of mitotic cell cycle; negative regulation of cell population proliferation
Cellular component (GO): nucleus; cytoplasm
Source: RefSeq, a predicted model, not a curated record